Lizanozyma spartinae is the source of this 2646-nucleotide messenger RNA. RefSeq names its product Rod1p (gene ROD1). Gene Ontology annotation, cellular component: plasma membrane; cytoplasm; cytosol. The transcript has a single exon. The record is from RefSeq and is a predicted model, not a curated record. Gene Ontology annotation, molecular function: protein-macromolecule adaptor activity; ubiquitin protein ligase binding. Gene Ontology annotation, biological process: ubiquitin-dependent endocytosis. The coding region runs from base 1 to 2646 and encodes 881 amino acids. NCBI's taxonomy places the organism in Eukaryota, Fungi, Ascomycota, Pichiomycetes, Serinales, Debaryomycetaceae.
AUGCUUAGAAGAAGUGGUACACCUCAAGGUAAACAUUCAUCUCAGGCCCACAUCGUAUUGAAGAACGUUGAGCACGAUGUAUUGGUCUUGAAAGGGUCAGAAGCAGAUGCUGGGUCAGUUCUUCUCAAUGGAGCCGUGACACUUGCUGUCACCGAUCCAAUUUCAGUGAAGAAGAUCUCGGUGAGAUUAUACAGUACUUUACGGUUGAAGCAGAACCAGAUGGCCAUUGGAACUCAGAAAGGUACCGUGUUUGAAAAGAAGCUAUAUGAAUAUAACUGGGAGAGCUCUGAGUUUGAAUCAUAUUUAAACAAUCUCUAUGAGAAUUCAUCAUCAUCUCAUCUUCAUUCUCCAGUAGGCUCACCUCCUCAUUUAGGUCAUUCUUCCAGUACCCAAUCGGUUUUACAAAAGACUCAUUCUUCAACCUCAUUAAAGGGGUUGACAAGUGCUUUCAAGUCAAAAUCGUCUUCGAACUUGAUGAAUGCUUUCCAUCUAAGUAAUUUGCAUAAUAAUGGUUCAUCUACUAGUUUGGCUACUUCUGUUUCAAACGCUGGUAACCCCAAGUCACCACCAUCAUCUUCAUCUCAUGUCUUGGUACAUGGAAAUUACGAGUUCCCCUUUAGUGCCAUUUUACCCGGCAGCAUGCCUGAAUCUGUGGAAGGUUUACCAGGAGCAAAUGUCGUUUAUAAAAUAGAAGCCAUCAUUGAUAGAGGGAAGUUUCUGAAACUGAUAAUAGCUAAAAAACACGUACGGGUGGUUAGAACAUUAACUACCGAUGCAGUGGAAUUAACAGAAACGGUCGCUGUUGACAAUACUUGGCCCAAGAAAGUUGAAUAUUCUUUGAACGUCCCAGCCAAAGCCAUUGCUAUUGGUGGAGGAACUCCGGUUAGUUUUAUGCUAGUCCCAAUGCUUAAGGGGUUACGUUUAGGAGAUAUAAAGAUUCAAAUGGUAGAAUUAUAUUCAUAUAUGGGGAUCUUCCCUCCUCCUGUCAAUGGAGAAAGAAUUGUUAGUGAAAAGUUCAUUCCAAAACCCAAUGAAGAUGAUCCAAACUUUAUGAUGGAUAGAUGGGAAGUGGAUACUUUUUUAAAAGUCCCUGCAAGUCUUUCUAAAUGUACUCAAGAUUGUGAUAUCAGUGUUCACAUGAAGGUAAGACAUAAAAUUAAGUUUGUUAUCGGAUUAAUUAAUCCCGAUGAUCAUGUUUCGGAAUUAAGAGCCUCAUUACCGGUUCAAUUGUUCAUAUCUCCCUUCCUUACAGUUACUGCAAGACAUGAAGAUGAUAAUGCAUCUAUUAACAAUGAACAACAUGGUGCAGGAGGAGAUCAAGAAGAAGUAAUAUUCACCAGAGAUUCACAUAAUUUUAGUGGGUUAUCAUUAGACCGUUUAGCAGUUGGUGGAACUGGAGGGAAUGAAGAAGAAGGAGGAGCUCCUCAUCCUUCCAGUUCUCAUACUUCAUUGAAUGGGUUUGUUGCGCCACCUUUAUAUGAGAAACAUAUUUAUGACAGAUUAUGGAAUGAUAUCUCACCGAUAGAAACUCCCUUGGCUUCUGGUUAUGUUUCACCUCAAAGAUCAAUACUUUCAGAACAAUUGGGGGGUAUUGAUGGUGCGCUUUUAAAAGAGAACUUGAGACAAUUGAGUAUUCGUCAACAGCAAGAAACAAGUGAACCCAUGUCUAUUAAUGGGCAUUCAACCCACAGUAUCAACGCUGCUAGUAAUAGUGCUCCUAGAGAUAAAGGAAUUUUCAGUUUGGAAGGUGAUGAAGGUGGUGAUUACUUAACUGCCAGACCAAUAAGUUCAGUCUCUGCAUCCUUAAACCAUAAUUUAAGUCAUUUGUUUGGUCCUGGUUCUGCUACUCCACCUUUCCAUUUAAGUAGGGUCAAUUCAGAUACAAAUAUGAAUCAAGUUCCCUCAUACAGUGAGGCCAUCAAUACCAAUGCCAAUGAUGAAGCAUUAUCACCAGCUUAUGAACCUCCACUUCCAGGAAGUAAUAUCAACUUGGCAGAGAUUAAUAGGAGGUUCGAACAAUUAUCAGCAAAUGGAAGUGUAACAAGUGUGAAGAAGACUUUAAGAAGUGGAAGAACAUCACCAAGUAUAAGCAGAAUGUCCAGAUCAGCAUCCCAAAAUUCAUCACCAUCUGUUUCUCGUCAACAAUCACAAGUUAAUUUAGGCACAAGCAGCAAAAGCCAUUCUCGCAGUGGAACCAAUCUUGCUGCUGUACCCGAACCUCAGAAGAUGUCAUCAGUUGUAGGGAAGACAACUGGUUCCGCUUCAUUCACUAUGUCUGGAACAACUCAAGAAGAAGAAGAUGGUGGUGGUUCUAGCUCUGCAAGCAGUGCUUCUAAUAGUUAUAGUAACAGUGCUACUAGUUUGGUUCCAAGUGGAUAUAAUAAUCAUCAUUCAGUAUCUCCGGCUCAUCAUGAUGUACCAGCACAUUUACUAGGAAGAAUUUCUUCCAAUGGACCUCUGGUGAAUUCUGUACCUGAAGCCCAUGUUCAUUCUACUACUCAUGUCUCAAUGCCAGAAGUGGGGGGUAGUAGUACUACUAAGCUUUCACUGAGUGCCAGUGAGAGGAAGCCACUUUCCAGAAGUGGGUCCACCAAGUCCUUACACUCAUUGCAUAACUUAUCGUUCCUUAGUAAGCGUAAGAAGUAG